Molecule: messenger RNA, 858 nt
Organism: Mesocestoides corti
Lineage: Eukaryota; Metazoa; Platyhelminthes; Cestoda; Cyclophyllidea; Mesocestoididae
Source: the annotation of a GenBank genome assembly
AAACCGUCAUCUAAGCCUCGAAGAUCCCAAGAUUCAUCUGAAGAGCCAAAGCCGAAGCGUGGUAGAAUUAACCGAAAGUCUCUAGAUGGUGAAAACUCUCGUUUUGUGCAGAGCUACUCAAUCUUUGAGAUGGGCGUCGGUUGCGUUGUCAAGACUGACAACCAUUCUGUCGAAUUGCGUAUGUUCUAUCUCUCCUAUCUGUUAGUCGCUUCUUCCUCCCGCGUCUCCUUGUUAGUGGAGUUUAAAAUGACAAAACUUUCUGGUGAUGCUUUCUGCGGAAUCGCUCUGCAAUCCUCCAGUGGAAGAAGCGUCAAAAAAGUCCUCAAUGACGAGGCACCAUCAACGUCCGCGGUAGCAUUGCCCACCGCGCCGUGCCCCCGCCCGGAGCCCUUUGUCACGGAUGUCAGUCAGUUCUUCUCCUUCCCACCGACAUUCAUGCCGCCCGACUCCCCCACCCGCUCCCCCGGUGAUCCCUCGUCUCCGGUCAAAAACGCAGGUCCCGUUUCAAAGGCAAAGAGCUGCGCUUCUGUCAUUCCAUCGCAGCUUUUCGAUGGAACCUCCUCCACCGGCAGCCUCUUCACCCUCCGGAUUCCUGAGGUUUUCUUGUCAGAGGAUUCCCCCAUAAUGAAAGAAGGAAAAUUUGGCAAAAUCCAGCUGCUAGAUAAUGGAGAAGCGCGUCUAGUCGUCUCUGAUGCCGCGUUCCAGCUACUGUGCCCAAAACCAACCACUUAUUCCUCGGAUGUAGUCCUGGUUGAGGAUCAGGAAGACGGUGUAGUGUGUCUGGACUCUCUAGGUCACAUCGAUCAAUGCGUGACCGCUGUGCCUGACCUCCAACGGUUCUCCGACCUUGGCCGCUAG